CUUCUCCGCGUUCACAUCUAUUUGAUAUUUGCUUUUUUUUUUAAAACUGCACUAAAUUAAAAAUAAAAAUUAACGAAAUAGUAAAUUGAAAUUUUUUGAAAAAAAAAAUCAGUUUCUAUAUUUAAACAGAUAAAAAAUAUUUCUGAGAUUUUAAAAAACUUUUUCUGUUUGGUGAAGAAAAAAAAACGAUUGAGUAAAAAAAACGAAUAGUUGGUGUUUAUAGGUUAUUCGAUAGUAUUUAAUAACAGUGUUAGUGUUUUUUUUUUAAAUUAGAUUUUAAGAUUGAACAAAAUUUUGUUUUUCAAAAGUGGAAAAUAAAAUUUCUAAAAUUGUUCACAAAAAGUAAUAGUGAAAAUUUACAAAAGGAAGAGAAUAAUAAUAAAGAUAAAGAAGUUAUGGUUUUGAAUAAAUGAAAGAAACAAGAAUAUAAAGAUAAGAAGAAACAAUUAAAGAAAGAGGAACGUACUUCAGUAAAUGAAUCCCAGAAGUCAAGUUUCAAAAGAUUCAAAACGAAUGAAAAGAAGUAAUUUGAAAAAUUCAAGAAACUUUCUUGAAUUAAAAAUUUAAAAAAUUCCUAAACAAAAAUAAAAUUAAGGAACAAUAUUUUGGCGAAAUUUCUAGCCAAUAAAAAAUAAUAAAAGGAUUGAAUGUUAUUCUCGAAAAUUGAAGUGUUGCGGCGACGCGAGUGUUGCGCGUGCGGACGUUAAGAUUGAAAUUGAAUAGUCCACACAAGAGGGAGGAAGAGAGAGAGAUCUGCUGAAGAGACCUCCAGAUUGGAUGCUCGAGUGACCCGUGCAAUAGUAGUGAGAGAAAUUGAACGUUCAAGUUAUAAUAAUAACGUACAUGCGGGUUCCAUUAAAAGAAGAAAACGGUUUUUAUCGGUCUGUUAUGUUGAGAUAAUAGUUAAAGGGAAUUAUUUCGAUAAGACGAUUUCUUUGAGAAAAGUGCUUGCGACAAGAAAAAAAAAGAAUAAGUGAUUUCGAUCUAGAAUCGAAUUGAUGCGACGAUGAAGUUGUACAGGAUCUUUUUUACACUCUUUUUGAGUAUCACGUGCUGCUCUGCAAAUUCAUUAAAUUUAAUGAAUAGAAAUCAUCAUUUUUUGUGCCCUGAAUUAAAAUCACAGGAUUCACUUGAUUUUAAAGAGAUAAUGGGUAAGUGGUACGUUGUGGAAAUUUUGGAGCAUAUGCAGAAAGACAGCACACAUCAAAAUGAAUAUCGCGUUACGGAAAGCAAUACAUGUCCAAUUAUUAGAAUAAAAUCAACUGAUCCACAUUCACUGAAAUUAUUCUGGAGCGAAGAGGCUGGCGAUGUUGCCUAUCACUUUAAUGUUGAUUUAAAACGUGCAGGAUUUUGGACGACAAACAUUAAACAAAAUGGUACGUUGGUGGACUACAAUUAUCUGCAAUUUGUCGGCAAAGUCUACGUGAUGAAAGCAGUGGCAACGCAUAUGGUUUUAACAUUUUGCUCAUCAUCGACAGAUCAACAUCCUGGAUUACUUUAUUCUGUAUUAAUGUCAAGAAAUCAUAUUUUAAAUAUUGAUGACAUUAAUGGUGUUCAUAAAUUAUUAAAUAGACGUGAAUUGAAAUUAUCAAAAAUCAAAAAAUCAUGCGCCAAUGGUGGUGCUAAUAUUCAAAGAAGUAACUUAAAUCUCGGUUGGCUGGUCCUGCUGGGAAUUAUCACGUCUUCCGGCCUUUUUUCAAGUUUCACUUGGCAUUAAUGUUCACUUUUUUUAAGCAUAAAAUUUACAAUUUUUCAAAUUAUUAUUAUUAUUGAUUGCUUCCUUGUAGAACGAGGACUUUUGAAAUGAUUUUUUUGAAAUCAAUAUUCGCGACUUUACCCUCUUUUAGAAUAAUUGUCAGGGAUUUGAAGUGCAUGAAAAGUCAUAUACAUAUAUAUACUUUCUUUAUGCGCGCGGAUAUGGGAUUUAAAAGCCAAUUCUGACAUGAUUUAGAUCCUCGAGAUUUCAAAAUCAAAUCCUACAAUUCACUCGUCGGGAUCUUUGACACAGUCAAUCUUUUGACGUUAUACGUGAUUCGAAUUUAAAAUGGAAAAAAAAUUGACCCAUCUCUUUCUCUCACUGUACGAAUAGAUACGUCUCAUUUUUAUUUGUAGAAAAGUACAGAGAGAGAUUCAUUUUUAAAAAUUCGAAUCUCAUUUUCCUAAUCUGAAAUUUUUGUCUAAUUUUUUUUAUUCCUGACUGCAGAAAUUUUAUUCUUUAGAAAAUUGAUUCACGACAAAAAACGAAAAGUGAGAAUGUAAAUGAAAGAUGAGAAUAGACAUUCUUCUUUAGGUAUAAAGGUGCAAUGUCCUUUAUUUAUUUAUUUAUUUUUAUUAUAUAGGAUAGAAAAACAAAAAAAUUAGGUGAUUUCGAAAAAGGUUGCGCGAAAUGUUACUUUUUCUCAAAAAAAAUUAAUAAAUUGAAGUGUGAAAAUUGUUUAAAUUCUAAACUCAGCUUUCUCGCAGUUACUUCAUUCCGUUUUGAGUCAUCAUCAAUCGGACUCAAUUAAAGAGAUUAAAGCUCGAGAUCAUUAUUAUAGACAAUUUCAUUUUGUGUCACGAAAAUUGAGAUCUCUUCAUUUUCUAAAUAGCAGAAAUUCCAUAAAAUCAUUUUUACACUAUUUAGGAAUUUUUUCACAAAUUUAUAUAUGCAAUUUGAUAUAUAAGAAUUAACAGUGUCAUUAAUUCAAAGAAUUAUAUACGAAUUAUUAUAUUAUACAAAUCGAUAAUAAUAUUAAUAAUAGUACUAAUUACGCGCCAGUGUUCAAAUGUAAUUAGAAUUUGGAAAUUAUUGCUUGUAAAUUUAAAAAUUGAUUACGAAUGGUUAGGAAUUAAAAUCUUGUUUUCUGUGAGAAGGUAGAGUUUUAAUUUUCCUCUUAUUUAUCGAAUUUAAAGAAAAACACUUACUUAUCUUCUGAACAAAAAAUAUAAAAGACAAAACUAAAAAAAUCAGAGGAAUAAAAAUAAAAAACUUUGCUUUAUAUGAGAAGGAGAAGUUUAAAACUCCACCUUAUCACAGAAGGCAAAGAAUAGUUUUUUUAGUUUUGCCCACAACAUUUUUUUUCUUCAGGUGUGAAUUUUAUAUAUUAACAAUGGAAUUUAUAAACACAAGUUAAUUUAAAAAAUAUAUUACAAAAAAAAUUGUAGGUAUUAAAAAUUUAUGUUAAUUUUUUAAAAGAAACGAAAAAAGUUUUUAAUGAUUUUAAAAAAAAUCAAAUAAAAAAUGUCAAAUCUUAAUAGUAACGAAGCAUUCUUUAUAUAAAUAUAAAGAAAAAAAAGCAAUACACUUCCGGAGCUUCGGGCUCUAUUUUAUCGUGCCCGAGGUUUUAUAUAUCGAACCACCGAUCCAUUCGUGAUGUUGGGGCACUUUUUUAAAUUGCCCUAUAAAAGUUUCAAUACUUUCGCGGCGACAAAAGACGAGAUGUGUAGUCUUAUAAGCUCCAUUAAUUGCGAGGCAUUCCUCCGAAAUCCAAACAAAAAACUUUUCACAACAAUACUUCAAUAAGCCAUGAAACAAAUCCAUAGCCGCGUUUCUCAUUUAUUCACAUUUUUCUUUCCGUAAAAUAUCUCACCUGAUAAUAUAUAUAUAUAUAUUGAGAUUAGGCAAAUUUGGAAAUUAGAAAUUUAUUUUGUAACUUCGUGGUAGUUUUUAAUCUUCUGAACAAAAAAUGUAAAUGACAAAACUAAAAACGCCUCCUUCACACAGAAAGUAAGAUUUUAAUUUGUAUCUCUGACAUUGUAAUUUUGUAGUUUUUCACCAUCCGCACAAAAAGUCUGACUGGAAACUUAAAAAAUGUGUAAAUAAAAUUGUUUUUUGUGAGAAGGUGGAGUUUUAAACUUCUCCUUCUCACGUAAAGCAAAGUUUUUCAUUGUUAGUCGUUUAUUUUUUUUAGUUUUGCCAUUCAAAUUUUUUGUUCAAAAGGUUAAAAACUACAAGACUACGUAGUGACAAAAAAAUUCACCUAAACCUUUUUUUCAAUGACUACACUGAGAAUAUUUUGGAUUUAUAACAUAUCAGAUGUAAUAUUCAAAAUAGCAAAAAAUAAAACAGAAAAAACUUAGAAUUGAAGAGAAACAGUUGAUUGAAAAAUUAUUGAGUCAGAAAAUUUUUUCAAUAUAAAAAUAUAUAGGUUAGUGAAUAUAAUAAUAAAUUUUCUACCAGCGAACCUGUUCGAGUCACAAUUUUUGUAAUAAUUUAAUAUAUAAAUAAAUAUAUACAUAUGGGUUUUCCUUCGGAGGCCUUGGCCAUAAUUGUAAGUGUUCUUAUUUAUACUAUAUAUCUUUUUGUACAGAAAGGCAUAAUUUUAAGACGUCUUUAUUAAUUAUAAUUAUAAUUAAGUAUGACUGUGUGCGUAAAUUAUAUAUAGCGACUCCUUCCCUUUCGAAGAUACAUAAAAUUUAAAUUUUACUUCUCACAUAAGCGUACCUUAUAAUAAAAAAUAUAUAUAUAAAUAGAAUUUGCGGAUGUUCUAUGUAUAUGGGGGAGACUGGGGUCAAUUUUAAUAGAGGUCAAUGGUAAAGUUGUUAAUGACAAGACAUAGUCUAUUCAAACGUUCUAAUUUCAAAACUAUUUCUGUUUCACUUUUUUUAUCAAUUUGUUGAAUUUUGAUAAAUUUACAAAUAAAAAAAAUAAUUAUUAACCUAACAAUUAUUAUUAUUACUUUUUUUAUUUUUGUUAUUCUUAUUAAUAUUAUAAAUAAUUAUAAUAAUUAUUUACUUACAAAUUAUUUUUAAAAAUAAAUAAAAGUUAUUAAAUAAAAAUGAUUUGAUACAAAGAAAUAUUUAUUUGAUAAUAUUCAAGUAACCGAUUAUUUGAAUCAAAUAAAUUUUUUUUCAACAUAACCUUUUCUUUCAUAAACAAGCACAAAAAAAUAUAUAAUAAUUUUGCAAAAUUCAAUUAUAUAUGUGGAAGGUGAACUGCAAUUAAUUUAAUAUACAUAAGGCAAUUCGUAUUUAAAUCUGAUACUAUAUACCCUUGUUGAAAAGAUUAUCUUAAUUAGAAUAAAUUCCAAAACAUGUUGAGUUGAAAAAAAAUUAUUUAAAAAAUUUUUAAAUAUGAGAACAUUAAUAAAAUUCGAACUAUAGUGAAAAAUUUUCACACCUUUGUAAAAAUUAUGUCAUUUAAUAAUUUUCAUUUCCGUUAAAGUAAACAAGACAUAGAGAGAGAAAGAGAGAGAAUGACGUGAAAAAUUAAUUUACCUCUCCGCGAGAUUCGUAUUUGCACUUUGUAUUUACAUGUUGAUUGCUUCAUAUUUUCCAUCCGGCUCUCCUUUUAUAAACAUUUUUUUCUCUCAUAUACACAUACAUACACAAUCUAUUCAUUCUCUCUGGACAAAUAACUCUACUAUUGUCACAAAUAAUUAGAAAAUUACUCAAAAGCAAACAGUAAAAACGUAUAUAAUCCAAUUUUUGAUCUUGAAUCACGUAAAAGAUUACAAUUGAAGCUACUAUGAAAAUUUUUUGGAUUUUUUUUCUGCUAAUAAGUUUACGAAUUUCAGUUCUUAAUUUGUGAUCUUUUUUCAACUUUAUUUUUAAUUAUAUGUAUAAAAGAUAUAUAUUAAUAUUGAUCUCCAGUCUCUAACAUAAUUUUAAAUAAUUUAUUGUUGAAUGCAAAAAUGGAAGUAUAAAAUUUACGGUCUCGUGUAAAUGACCUUAAAACGUAAAAAAAGUUAAAGUUUAAAAAUUUACAAUACUUUAAAAGAUUAAAAUCUUUUUAGAUUCAGAAGCAAAAAAAAAAAAGAAAAAAAUUAAUGCAAUUCAAUGCUCUUAAGGAAAUGUUUAUAGAAAGAAUGAAGUCGUAUAUACGACUAAAAACUAUCUCUAAUAGAAAUUGCAUUUGUUGAAUUUCAUCUAAUUACACAAACUAUUAUUUUUUAAAAUUAUUAAUUAAUUUUUCAUUAUUAAUUACUUUUUUUGCCUAAAAUAACUGAAAUAUAUUUUCUCCAAAUUUUGUAACUCUACAGUUGUGUUUUCAAAAUUUAUAUAUAUAAAUAAUAUAAUAAUUAACAUAAUAAAAAUUGUAAUCAUCGAAUGAUUUUUGCAAUAAUUUUUGCAAAAAAAUCGAGACUACAAAAAAAAUUUCAAAGUGUUAAAAUAAUCGAUUUAUUAAGAAAUAACACUCGACACUAUCGAAUAGUAAAGAGAGCUAUGUGACGUUGUGUUUAAAUCGCUUUAGAGUCUUUAUUUAUUGUACAAAUGCUCGACAUUAUUAUUAAUAAUAUACUGUAAUUAGAAUUAAGUAACUUCAAUAUUGUCGUAUGCUUAUUAAAUAUGUGUAUAAAAAAAGGAAAAAAAUAAAGAGUGACUGCGACAUUUUUGAAAAUGA
Molecule: messenger RNA, 6322 nt
Organism: Leptopilina boulardi
Lineage: Eukaryota; Metazoa; Arthropoda; Insecta; Hymenoptera; Figitidae
Exons: 3
Coding region: 1007-1717 (236 amino acids)
Source: RefSeq, a predicted model, not a curated record